Messenger RNA from Enterobius vermicularis (human pinworm), 1338 nucleotides. The record is from the annotation of a GenBank genome assembly. NCBI's taxonomy places the organism in Eukaryota, Metazoa, Nematoda, Chromadorea, Rhabditida, Oxyuridae.
AUGCCUCUUUUUGAGUCAAAAUUUUUUUAUUGGUAUACGGUGACAGGCGGGGUCUUUGGACGACAAUCUCAACGUGUAGUAUCUGUUCUCGUAAUUAUAUCAAUAAUUUUACAAAAAGUUAUUCUGAUUGAUAGGUCAACGGUGAUUGCGAUACAAAGUUUUGGUGCACUACUUGGAUGUAUUGUUACGCCUUUUACGAUCUCAAAAUUGGGUACAAAACUGACUGUCCUCGUCUUAAAUAAUACGGUGCUUGCUUUAGCCAGUUUAAUUUAUGUAACUGCAAACUCGAACUGUUCUGCAUUUUUAUUAUUUCCCGGGCGAUUACUCAGUGGAGUUUACAUUGGUAUUACAUCUGUAUCACUUCCCAUAAUGAUUCAAGAAUUGGCACCAAAAAAUAUUAAGGGAGCAUUGUCGUGUUUGAUACAUGUUGCAGUUUGUCUUGGUGCACUCCUAGCAUCUACGUUAUCAUUAGAUUUUGCUCUUGGUAAUGAACACUUGUGGGGGAUCUUACUGGCCGCUCCAGCAGCUUUUGCAUUUAUACAACUUUUUGCUUCUUGGUUUAUUCCUGAUACGCCAAAUCAUCUGUUACUGCUUGAUAAAGAAGAUGAUGCGAUUGGUUCACUCAGAUUCUAUUAUGGCAUUAACGAGCUGGAUAAGGCAGAAGCAAUAGAGCAAUAUCAAAAUUUAGUUCAACGGAUUCCACCUCAGCUUUCAGCACGGAAUGCAUUUUACAGUCCAUCGUUGCGAAAAGAAAUUGCGCUUGGUGCUGUUGUCAGUGCUUCCCAGAUCUUCUGCGGUAGCGUUGUCGCUGCUAGUUAUUCGACAAGCAUGUUUUACUUGGCAUCUUUUACUGGCCCGUUAAUUCCACUCGUUCCGGCGUUUGCAGCUCUGUUUAGUGCUUUGCUGUCUUUACCAGCUUUAUUUGUCGUUGAAUACUAUGGAAGAAGAACUUUGCUUUUGGUUACUCUGGGCGUUUGCACUAUUUGUGAUUACCUUUUCACAUGCUCUUCACUGUUUUCGGAAAAAAAUAUUUUUUGGUCAACAGCUUUUGCAUUAGCAUUCUUCUUGUUUGGAAUCGCUUACAACAUCGGUGUAGGCCCAAUAGCUUAUUUUAUCCCAGCAGAACUGGUACCACCGGCUGGUGCUUCUGUAGCACUUAGUGUUUCCGUAGCUGUUAACUGGUUCUGCUCUUUGGCGACAACCUUUCUUUAUUACCCAAUAGAUGUCGCAGUAGGGGGAUGGUCGUACUUAUUAUUUGCGAUUCCAAGGUUAAUUUUAAACAUAGUCCUAUUUGAUUUCUGUUUUAAGUGUCAUAUUUGCUAUCGUCUUACUGUUUAA